This is a messenger RNA of Anopheles coustani, 1131 nucleotides long. RefSeq lists its product as uncharacterized. The coding region runs from base 1 to 1131 and encodes 376 amino acids. Gene Ontology annotation, cellular component: nucleus. Gene Ontology annotation, molecular function: protein dimerization activity; DNA-binding transcription factor activity, RNA polymerase II-specific; RNA polymerase II cis-regulatory region sequence-specific DNA binding. The transcript has 4 exons. The record is from RefSeq and is a predicted model, not a curated record. Gene Ontology annotation, biological process: regulation of transcription by RNA polymerase II; mesoderm formation. Lineage: Eukaryota; Metazoa; Arthropoda; Insecta; Diptera; Culicidae.
AUGAACAUAGCCGAUCUUAUUCCAAUCGACCUUACCAAUGAUCGCGAUUAUCCGGAAACGUCCAACAGUGCGCCGUUGGUCGUCGAAACGUUCGCAACGACCAAUCGUGAUCAGUCCUACGAGACACUGCACACCCCCGUCCUUACUGUCGCCUCCUAUCCAACGGUGUCCGGUAGCUACCCGGAGUGUCCACCGUUUGAGCGCCGUUAUCCGACGAGGCGCAACCGAACCCUAACCUCCACCGGGUACAACUCGGCGGUGCCGGUUGCUCUCGGCAAUACGUGUAGCAAUGUUACUACCGAGCACGCUACAAUUCCGGCCAGUGUGCUAAAACUAACGCCGCCACGAUCUACACCGCCUGCCACGUUGCUUCAGGUGAACGAUGAGCGACGAUCGCCGACGCCGGUGUUUGCCAUGGACUUUACGCGCAUCAACAGUGCCGAAACGAGCGAGGAAAGUGAGCGGCUGGUGAAGAACGUGGUGAUUUCGUUCACAAACUCUCUGACGGGGAAAAACGAAUCGUCCUCCACGGCGGCCACCACCGGCAUGGCAUCGACCGUCAGCCAGUGCUCGACGACCGUCUCUUCCAGUUCCAGCAACUCUUCGACGACCGAUCUCUUGUCCCACUGUGACGUGAAUCUGUGGCGCAAACGAGCCCAGGAAAUAGAAAACGAUUACAAGAGAUCGGCGUGUGAUCGGGAACGGACCAGAAUGCGUGAUAUGAACCGGGCGUUCGAUUUACUUCGCUCGAGGCUCCCCCAUAAGAAAGCUUCCGGUAAAAAGUAUUCCAAGAUUGAGUGCCUACGGGUGGCGAUCCAGUACAUACGGCACUUGCAACGAGAGUUGGAGAUACCAACGACACCUUCGCCACCUCCAGAAGAAGAAUGCAUGUACGAUGCGCCGAUGCCGUCCUUUAAUCAUAUAGCAGCUCCAUCGGGAGCCUAUCUUGGCUUGGAUGCGAAUAAUAAUUUGCCCCACGUUCCAAAUCAAGCAUUGUCGACACCAAUGGCUUUAUCGUUGGCUCCACCGCAGCAACAACCCCAACCAGUUGCUCAGACAACGGUUUCCCACAAUCCUCAGUGGUAUAUUGCAAAUAGCCCGGACGGUUACAGCUACUACUACCUUCCGUAA